UUGUGGAGUAUCCAUAUAACAACGUUAAACUACUUGACAUCCAUGUUCAGGAAGUGUGAACGACAAUAAAACAUGUGAAACACGGAAACAACCAAAGCUGUAUUUUUCUCUUACAGGUGACCUACGAAAUGAAGUGGUCCAUUGUAUGGUGAGCGUCUUCGUUUGAGGCAAGAUAUUCCUUGCAGUGAUAUACAUGAGACUGAUAUAGUUUUUUACUAUCAUGUCAACAUUUUCAUUUCUCUAUUUCAGAAAAAAAAGAAAACUCAUGUUGGUAUGCUUAGUACAUCAGUACGAUACACUGUUUAUAUUCAUUCUACCAGGCCCUGAAUUGAGCGUAUACAUCACAAGUAUCAAAGUAACUACUAGUACAGUAUCUCAAAGUUUUUCAAAGAAGAUAUCGCUAUUCAAGGAUGUCUACUUGGCAGACCUGUUUUUCCAUCUGAAGUUUUGUCUCACAGAUGCUAGUCUUUGUUCGUUCUCGUCCUCUAUUCUCCUGUCAAUAAUUAUGAAGUCUUGUAGUUUUUCACAGCACAUGAUCAUAGAAGAAAAUAUGGAGAUGAGAAUUCGAUUUACAAACUCGAUAGUAUCACUAUCUAAUGAAGAACAGGCUCAUUACAACCUGGGGCUUCAUACGGCCCCCCGCAAAGAAAGCGGAAAGAGCGGAGCGCUGAACAUUGCUGUCUUUGGACCUUGACUUUUUUGCUCAAUCCUUUUUAGCUGACCAAGUUGAAUAAUAUGACGACUUAGACUUAUUAUCCGAAAGCCGGGACCAUAUAUAUCCCCUCCCCCCUUUUCUCUCUCAUUCUUGCUUUUCUUUCUUCAUGUACUGGCUCACUAUCAAGAAGAUACGGAUCCACUUACCAGCAUCCGAAAC
Molecule: messenger RNA, 874 nt
Organism: Lobosporangium transversale
Lineage: Eukaryota; Fungi; Mortierellomycota; Mortierellomycetes; Mortierellales; Mortierellaceae
Exons: 1
Coding region: 221-694 (157 amino acids)
Source: RefSeq, a predicted model, not a curated record